Molecule: messenger RNA, 1271 nt
Organism: Erigeron canadensis
Lineage: Eukaryota; Viridiplantae; Streptophyta; Magnoliopsida; Asterales; Asteraceae
Product: probable isoaspartyl peptidase/L-asparaginase 2
Exons: 4
Coding region: 105-1085 (326 amino acids)
Molecular function (GO): hydrolase activity
Source: RefSeq, a predicted model, not a curated record
ACAAUCGCACUCUCCCCUAAUUUUCUUGUCACACACAAACAUUAACCUAUACUUUGUUUGUGUGUGUGUCUAUUUAGAGAGAGUCCCAAUAGUAAUAAUAAAAAAUGGUUGGUUGGGCUAUUGCUGUGCACGGUGGUGCUGGUGUCGACCCUAACCUCCCAACCGAACGUCAAGAAGAGGCCAAACAACUUCUCACUCGUUGUCUCAAUCUCGGCAUAUCCGCUCUUCGAUCCUCUGCUUCCGCUAUCGAUGUCGUUGAACUCGUUGUUCGAGAAUUGGAAUCGGACCCGAUAUUUAAUUCGGGUCGGGGAUCGGCAUUAACGGAGAAAGGAACGGUGGAGAUGGAAGCGAGUAUUAUGGAUGGGCAGGGGCGGAGAUGUGGAGCGGUGUCGGGACUAACCACGGUUAAGAACCCGGUUUCGCUGGCUCGGCUUGUUAUGGACAGGUCACCACACUCGUAUUUGGCUUUUUCUGGCGCCGAAGAUUUCGCCAAACAAAUGGGCGUUGAAAGAGAGGAAAAUGACUAUUUUAUCACUCAAGAUAAUGUGGGAAUGCUCAAAGUAGCCAAGGAAGCAAACUCAAUUGUGUUUGAUUAUAGGAUUCCAAUUAAUGGAUACGAAUCGUGUGGAGUCGAGGUAGAGAGCCCAAUACGUAUGAACGGUCUCCCUAUAAGUGUCUACGCCCCAGAGACAGUGGGGUGUGUUGUCGUGGACAGCCAAGGACGUUGUGCAGCCGCAACAUCCACAGGAGGGUUAAUGAAUAAAAGGAUAGGAAGAAUUGGUGACUCUCCCUUAAUCGGUGCAGGAACAUACGCUUGCAAUGUUUGUGGCGUGUCCUGCACUGGUGAAGGCGAGGCUAUAAUCCGUGGGACACUUGCACGAGAAGUGGCUGCGGUUAUGGAAUACAAAGGGCUGGGUUUACAAGAGGCUGUGGACUUUGUGAUUAAAGAGAGGCUGGAUGAAGGACAAGCAGGGCUCAUAGCCGUUUCAAACACGGGUGAGGUGGCUUAUGGUUUUAAUUGUGUAGGCAUGUUUAGAGGGUGCGCUACUGAAGAUGGGUUCAUGGAAGUUGGCAUUUGGGAAUGAAUUGGGUUUCAAUCACAGCCAGUUAACUAGUAUCUGUUGAUUUUAGUUAAUAAGUUGCUGGGCGCUUAGUUUCUUAUAUUUUCAUGUGUUUGUUUAUUUGUAACUUUUUAAGAAUAGUCUUAAUCCAUGUUGAAACUUUUUUUCUUUUUAAAUAAAAUUGGUCGAUAAGUUAUUUUCUUUCUUCAA